Molecule: messenger RNA, 618 nt
Organism: Penicillium antarcticum
Lineage: Eukaryota; Fungi; Ascomycota; Eurotiomycetes; Eurotiales; Aspergillaceae
Exons: 4
Coding region: 1-618 (205 amino acids)
Molecular function (GO): GTP binding; GTPase activity
Source: RefSeq, a predicted model, not a curated record
AUGUCUGAGAUGGGGAAUCAACCCGAGGUAGACGCCUCAGUCUCUUUGCUGCUUCUUGGAGAUGUUGGUUGUGGUAAAUCGACCUUCCUAGCUCGUCUAAAAAAUAGCAGGCCAUCCCCAUCUGCGCAGCCGAGCGCUAGGGCAAAUCCCCUCGAACUAUUACGAGAUAGCGAUCAACCUUUCAUAUACGAUAUUCGCUUUUCAAAGAAAACAUUCACUCUAGAGCUAUACGACACAUCUAAUCCCAAUCAGCAUUGGUCAACACUCAAACCCGACUUGGUUGUUCUGGCAUUUGAUAUCUCCAACCGAGAGACACUGGAUGGGCUGAAAGCGUGGCGGAACGACAUCACUCGGUACUUUCAGUAUGGUCACGGCGAGCGCCUACCGGUCAUGAUGCUGGGUCUGAAAAGGGACCUGAGGAGAGAAGGCCCAGAAAUCAUUUAUCCGCAAGAGGCUUACCGCAUUGCUCAAGAACUUCGUUGUGAUAGGUAUGCCGAGUGUUCGGCUGUGACAGGCGAGCUGCUUCCAGAGACGUUCGAAGAUCUCGCAAGGUUGGCGGCGAUGACGACUACCGAAAAGGGAGGGCAGACUCCUGGUACGUCGUGUGUUAUUUUAUGA